CCCAAUCAAUCAAUCAAUCAAUCCAUCAGACAAAUAUUCGUCUGUGACUGCUGGACGCAGAUGUCCGUGCGUUCGCCGCGGCGGGCCAGAAUCCGGAAUGAUGCGAGCAAACUUGAGGCGAACUGGAAUGAGCCCACACAUUUGUCAGUGCCGGGGUCGAGAUAGAAAGAAACACUUUCUGUGUGGUCCGAACGACAAAAGAAGAGACACCCACUCUUGCCUGCCCUCUUUCGAUUCGCAAGGGGAAAGAGCGAGAGAAAGAGAGACACGAGGAGACACUGGACAAGACCACCUACCGGUACCUAUCGAUGGGCUUGUACCCCACUUCGCACCGUAGCUGCUAUCGAUGGCAUGCGCGAAAAUGGACGCAACUUCCUUUUUUCCUCCUCCAUCGUAGCACUGUACUUUCUCUUUUAGGAUUUUGUGAUCACCUGGAAGAAGGUACGACCGCGAAUUGUGAUGCCUCCCGACUCCUUCGCUGUGCGCCGCGGAUGGAACAGCCGCUCAACCAUUUUUUUGUUUGUUUUUUUGGGGAUGUGUUUGAAAGAUGCCAAGAUGGGGUGGUUACCGCGUCGCUGGCCGUCCCUCGCAUAAAGCUUCGCGACGGGCAUAAUCAGAAUGUGUUUAGACAUACAAACUUACCGACACAUCAAAGCAAUAUGGCAUGGUUCGCCCAAUGCGUGGAUCAGGCUGCACUUGAAGACAAGACAAAUCAAGACGAGUAGGAAUGCCGACGCCAACCCGUGUGUAAUUGUCUACUUGCGCUUGGACCCUUUACCCAUUUCUCUCUCUCUCUCUCUCUCUCUCUCUCUCUCUCUCUCUCUCUCUCUCUCUCU
This is a messenger RNA of Colletotrichum navitas, 836 nucleotides long. RefSeq lists its product as uncharacterized. NCBI's taxonomy places the organism in Eukaryota, Fungi, Ascomycota, Sordariomycetes, Glomerellales, Glomerellaceae. The transcript has a single exon. The coding region runs from base 309 to 725 and encodes 138 amino acids. The record is from RefSeq and is a predicted model, not a curated record.